Corticium candelabrum is the source of this 1071-nucleotide messenger RNA. Its product is annotated as transcription initiation factor IIA subunit 1-like. Gene Ontology annotation, biological process: transcription by RNA polymerase II; transcription initiation at RNA polymerase II promoter. Lineage: Eukaryota; Metazoa; Porifera; Homoscleromorpha; Homosclerophorida; Plakinidae. The coding region runs from base 104 to 871 and encodes 255 amino acids. The record is from RefSeq and is a predicted model, not a curated record. The transcript is spliced from 8 exons. Gene Ontology annotation, cellular component: transcription factor TFIIA complex.
UUCCCAUCCCCCUAUUGCUCUUGCGUAGAGCACUAUAUAAGCAGCGCUGCAAGGAGAAAUUGUUGCGGAUUGAAGUAUCCGCCUUCUAGACUUUGUGGGCAAAAUGGCCAGCAAGUCGUCGGUGAGCACUGUUUACAAGGGCGUCAUCAGCGACGUCGUUAAGAACGUUCGAGAGAAGUUUCUGAAUGAGGGCGUCGACGAACAGGUGCUUCAAGAACUGAAACAGCUGUGGGAGUCAAAGUUGCAGCAAACUCAGGCUGUUGACGGACUGGAAGUGAAGGCUCCAAUUCAGCAGACUUUGGUCUAUCCACACAAUCAGGCGGUGCCUUCAAAGAUUCAAAUUUCAGUCCAAGGCCAAACAGUGCAAAUGCCAGUGGCAAAUGCUCAAACGCUGGCAGCUCAUUAUCCGAGUUUCAAACAAGUUGUUGCACCUGGAGGUGUUGCAGCAACAACUCUGGUCACUAAGCUGAAACCAAGUCAAUUGGAUGGAACUAGACCCGACGUUGCUUGCUCAUCAGAAGGAGAAGCAAGUACUUUCAAAUCAACUUCGAAGCGGAAAGCAAGAAUGGUAGUACAGCUGGAUGGUCCGAAGGAUGGUUCAUCGUCUUCAGAAGAUGAAGAAGAUGAGGAGGAGGAUCCAGAUGCCAAGAAGGAUGCUGCACAGGAAGAGGAAGAAGCACCUCUUGGUUCUGAAGAUGACGAAAGCGACGAAGAAGAGGAGGUGUUUGAUACGGAUAAUCUUGUGGUGUGUCAGUUUGAUCGAGUCGGUCGGGUUCGAAACAAGUGGAGAUUCAACCUGAAAGACGGCAUCAUGAAUCUGAGUGGCAAGGACUACGUCUUCCACAAAGCAACCGGCGAAGCCGAAUGGUAGAUAUCAAUAGAGUCAUCAUAGGCUAGAAGCAAUGCCAUUACCUACAGCUCUUAUGUAACACUCUCAAAACUGACGAAUAGAUUUUGUUUGGUUUGCAGUAAAUUUAAUAUUAACGAUAGGGAAUGGAAUUUAUAUCGUCAGUAAAUUUACGAUUAUUUGUAUGAUUUGGCUUCAGAUGAAUAUGUCUGUAUUGCUGGAAA